AAUAUUUAGUUCCUUUAGGACGAGUGAACGUAGUAGACGUUUGCAAAGAACAUUUUAACCUCAAAACCAAAUGUCACCAUUUAUUUUUCCAACUAAUCAAGUGAAAUAAAUUUUGUCUGUGACGCGGUGUAGUUAGAAAAAAAUAUUUUACAUCGAAUUUUUUUUUGUUUUGAUUCUAUCAAAACGAAGUAUUUAUUAUUUUGUAUAUCUUUGUUGUUGUGGAAAAGUUAUUCUAAAUAGCGUGUGCAUUAUUAUCUAUAGAUAAAUCGCUUGUUGGUGCUUUUAAUAAAAUAUUAAUCAUUUAAUAAGGAGUUUCAUUGGAAAACGAACGAACGAACGAACUUAUAGAUAGACAAAUGUAUAUCCUUACAAAGUCGUAGUAGAAUAAAUUAUUUAUUUCUAAAGUGCUUCUUAACUGGGCUGCAAAAAGUGACAUUCGUAUAAAUAUUGGAAGGGAAAUUACUCUGACUCAAUUCGAUUACUCAUAAAAACGACUGAUAACAGAAGAAAAAGAAAAAUACAGUGAAGAAAAAAAAAAGGGAAGGAAGAGCCACAAAAGGGAGAGAUUCAGUUUAUUGACCGAGAGGAUUAAAUACUUUUUUUCUGUGGUAUCCAUUUCCGGGCCCUCAACAAAGCAGCUUGUCCGAAAAUGCCUGACGAACGAAGUGUAAUAGUUGACACUUCGAAAGGCAAACAAGAACGGGCACUCAGCUACUGUAAGUUUAACCUUUCUGACGAUGAAAUCAGUGGCCACUCUUCAACGUGUGGCAAAAUUCUAAUAUUCCUGUCAUGCGUUCUGGUUGCACUAACAUUACCGUUCAGCUUGUUUGUGUGUUUCAAGGUUGUGCAGGAAUACGAACGUGCGGUUAUAUUUCGAUUGGGUAGACUGAUGCAAGGAGGUGCCAAAGGACCUGGAAUUUUUUUCAUUUUACCAUGUAUCGAUGCUUACGCUCGUGUGGAUUUGAGAACAAGGACGUACGAUGUACCACCGCAAGAGGUCCUUACAAAGGAUAGCGUCACGGUGUCGGUGGAUGCUGUAGUUUAUUACCGUGUGUCAAAUGCCACCGUUUCUAUAGCCAAUGUUGAAAAUGCACACCACUCUACGCGCCUCUUGGCACAAACGACGCUCCGCAAUACAAUGGGAACGCGCCAUUUACACGAGAUUCUUAGUGAGAGGAUGACAAUUUCUGGAACCAUGCAAGUUCAACUGGACGAGGCAACCGAUGCUUGGGGCAUCAAAGUCGAACGUGUAGAAAUCAAGGACGUUCGACUACCCGUUCAAUUGCAACGUGCAAUGGCUGCUGAAGCUGAGGCAGCACGAGAGGCACGUGCCAAAGUUAUUGCUGCUGAGGGUGAACAAAAAGCUUCACGAGCACUACGUGAAGCAUCUGAAGUUAUUGGUGAUUCACCUGCUGCUCUUCAGCUACGUUAUCUGCAGACUUUGAAUACGAUUUCGGCCGAAAAGAAUUCCACCAUCGUAUUUCCAUUGCCAAUUGAUUUGAUAACCUACUUUAUGAAGACAAUGGACGCAUCUAAAAAUGUUCAACAACAAUAAAUUUAAAUCGCCAGGAAAUAUAUUUUUUUUAAUUUUUAAAAUGGCACAUUUAACACAUCUUGGGAUAGUGAAUUCUUUCUUUUUUUUGUGUAUAAAUCAAUUUUGAAACAAAAAAAAAGCAAGAAAAAUUGAUUGAUAAUUUGGUUUCUGACGCUUUUUACUGAAUCAAAGUAUUAAAACAAAAAAAAAAAAAAAACAAAAAUAAGCAAACUUAAAAAUACAAUUAAGUGGUUUCAACAAAUGGACAUCUUGAUGUGAAAAGAAUAAUAAUUAUAACGAAAAUCCUCUUUUACUUAG
Episyrphus balteatus (marmalade hoverfly) is the source of this 1852-nucleotide messenger RNA. Its product is annotated as band 7 protein AGAP004871. The record is from RefSeq and is a predicted model, not a curated record. Gene Ontology annotation, cellular component: plasma membrane. NCBI's taxonomy places the organism in Eukaryota, Metazoa, Arthropoda, Insecta, Diptera, Syrphidae. The transcript is spliced from 9 exons. The coding region runs from base 650 to 1555 and encodes 301 amino acids.